UGGAUCUUCUCCAAGAAUGACAAUUCAAAUCCGAAAACUGACGGUUCAAACAUUCAAUUUUGCUUAAUAAUACAAAAUUUUCAGUUAGUUGAACAAAAUGUCGCGAUUACCUAAACCAAGCGGGUUACCAGGACCAAGAACUGGUAUACCAAGACCUGGGGCACCCAGAACAGCACCAGCUGCACAGUCAACGAUUUCUGCAGCAACAGCUGGACCUUCAGGGUUAAGACCUCCUGGGUCAGGUUUGAGACCACCGGGAGGAACUGGUUUAAGACCACCGGGUGCAACAGGUUUAAGGCCACCAGGAGCUACAGGUUUAAGGCCACCAGGAGCUACAGGUUUAAGGCCACCAGGAGCUACAGGUUUGAGGCCACCGUCAAGGCCUUCUUCUGCUGGAACUAGAGAAAUUGCUUCAAAAACUACAGUUACAGUGACCAAAGGACCUGGACAAAAAUCAGUAGCCGUUAAAACUGACCAAAGCGUAGUUCCUAAAGCUUCGAGAACUCAACCCAAGCCAAAAAUGGGAGCUCCUGUAGGUCCAAAAAAAUCUCAAGCAGCGGUACCUAUACCUCCACCUUCGGUUUUGAGGAAACAGGUAGCCCUCCAGGUGAAAGGGACUGCCGCUAAAGCUCCUCAGGGUUCUAGAGUAACUGCCGCUGCUUCCAAAAAGACGACAGUGCCACCAAUGGAACAAAUAAUGACACCAGAUGGACCACAGCAGGUACUCCAAAAGAUUAUAACGGAGAAGAGAGUUGAGAGAUCAAAGCAAGGAGAAAUAGUCUCGAGGAAUAUCAAGACUAUCGAGACCGAUCCAACUACAGGAGUGACUACUCAAGUUGAAGAAGAAGUUCAGAAGCUGAAUCCUGAUUUUCCGGUACCGAAGGGUCCUGUCAAAGAAAUUGUAACGGUUGUAAGCGAAAAGGACAUCACAGCUUCGUACGAGGCCACAACCGAAAAUGUCAUACGGGAAACUACCAAGCUUGAUGCAGGAUUGGGUAUGGAUCCCUUACAAGUAUCGCAGCUUGUAGAAGAAGAGAAAGAGGAUGUAGAGAACGCUUUAAGAAUCAACCCGCCGGAGUUAGUGAAUCAAUCACCUGAAAGAUUUCCUUUGAAGAAACGACUGCAAGCACUUAGAUUAAGUCCAGAAAAUAUCGCACUCUUAGAACAGUCAGUGAUUCAACCCCCAAUUACGGCAGAUGAGCCGCUACCGGAAGCCUCCCCAGAAGUGAUGGCCAAAGUUCUGAAUGCAAUGGAUAAAAGUAUGCAGCCAAAGCUAGAUCCGGAAGCUACAUUCAACACCCUCUUCACUGAAGGUGGUCAAGAAGAGGCUCCUUCUGCAUUAAUCAAUAUAAGCUCUGUUGCGCCUGGGCCACUUGGAGAUGUCGUCAUCCCUAUUGAUGAUGCUCCUGACACUAUACAGGAGGAAAUGUUGAGUCAAAGAAUGGAGCAAACUUCUGUUAUUGUUCAAACUGCUGAAGAAAAACCUUCCGACUUUUCCUAUUCUAUGAGAACGCCUCAACAACCCAAACGGAAAGAAAGAAAAAAGUGGGGUGCUUACAAACCUCUGACUCAAGAAGACCCUCCUUGGUUGAAGCAAGAUAUGCCAGAUGCUAUUGAAGCAGUAGGAGCUGUUCCUAGAGAAAAUAUGUUUGCAGCAAAUGUAUUGGAGACAACUCAAGCUGGAAACAUGAAUGAAGAGGUCAGCAAGGGCAUCGAAUAUUUUAUAGACUGCAAUCCACUUCAAUAUUGUUCCCGAGUACAGCUUAGGGGAUCACAACCACCACCAUGGUUUCCAGGCUAUGUCUAUGCUCUGUCAGACAUGGGUGACAGCGUAGAGGUUGCAAGAUCGCCUAGUCAGGUUAUGUUUGCAGCUUGGAGAUCCGUUCAACCAGAAAUAUUUGGAGAUGAUUCAAUCGUUUACAAUUAAUGUAAAUGAUGAUGUAUUAAUGAAAAUAAAAAACAAAGUAACGUUCA
This is a messenger RNA of Harmonia axyridis, 1974 nucleotides long. RefSeq names its product transcription initiation factor TFIID subunit 4-like. The record is from RefSeq and is a predicted model, not a curated record. The coding region runs from base 98 to 1927 and encodes 609 amino acids. Lineage: Eukaryota; Metazoa; Arthropoda; Insecta; Coleoptera; Coccinellidae. The transcript is spliced from 14 exons.